GAAAAACGUAAGAAAAAGGACGACAAAAUAAGAAGAAGAAUUUCGUAGCGGGGUAUAUUCGAGUAAAAUCGAUGAAUAAACUUUUAAACCUGGCACCGAAAAAAGAAAAGUGCAUCGUGCUCACGUGUUAACAUUAUUUGUACCCGGAACUGAAAAAAAAACGAUUCCUGAGAAAGCCAGGACUCCGGGGAAAAUGGGAAUUACGGAGACUGCAGCAACAGCAACAACAACAACAACCGGAAUGGGAGCGGCAAAUGCCGUGGAGGGCAAACAAAUGCUGUCACUGGAGGCGUUCCAGGACAUCUUCAAGCACGUGGAACCGGAUGUGCAGAUCGAUGCCUUUGAGCUGGCCAUGGGCUCCGACCGAGGUGACAACUAUACGGCCGCCCUGUAUCGCAUAAAACUCACUGGAAAGCGAAGGAGUCUCAAGUGGGAACAGAACGUCAUCUGCAAGGUGAUGCCGGAGAGCCUGGUCGCCCGGGAGGCCUACAAGAGCGACAAGCUCUUUCGCAACGAGGUGGAGUUCUACAACACCAUCAUGCCGGAGCUGCUCAAAUUCCAGGCCAGCAAAACGGACCAGGGUGCACCCGUGUUCAGUGCCAUUCCCAAGUGUUAUUCGGCCAGGCAUGAUCUGCUCAUAAUGGAGGAUCUUCGCGAACGGGGCUUUCAGAUGUCCGACCGCCAUAAAGGCCUCAGUCUGGAGGAGACGCAGUCCGUCCUGAUAAAGGUGGCCCAGCUGCACGCCCUGAGUCUGGCGUACAAGUUUGAGAAGCCACUGGAAUUUAGCAAGCUGUGCAGCGUGAUCAGCGAGGGCAUCUUCUGCACGGCCAAUACGAGUUGGUAUCGAAACUACUACGAGCGCCUGACUAAGAACGCCAUUCAGAUGGUGUCCGAGGUGCUGCCGGCGGACUCCAAGUAUGUUCUGGCCAUCAGCAACUUUGCCGAGAGUUCAUCCUUCUUUGGCCGCAUGGUGCAGUUGGCCAGCGCCGAGUCCCCGCUGGCGGCCAUCUGCCACGGAGACUGUUGGGUCAACAACUUUCUCUACCACUACGACCCGGAGGAUCCGCAACGGGUGCUGGAGGUGGCUCUGCUUGACUUCCAGCUGAUACGCUACAGCUCCAUUGCCCUGGACAUUGCCAAUCUGCUGUACUGCUGCACCACCAAGGAGAUGCGGGAUGCCCAGCUGCAGACACUGCUCAAAACGUACACGGUGGAGCUGUUCCGGUGGCUGCAAAUCUUGUGCACGACAUUGCCGAAACACUGCGACACAUUGGAGAAACUGCAGGACCUUUUUGCCGAGGAGCUGAAGACUUACGGACGCUUUGCCCUUGGCCUGGCCAUGGACAUCCUGCCGAUUAGCACCUGCUCCUCGGAGGACGCCCCGGAUAUGUACUUGACACGCAGUGACGAUGACGAGGAGGAUGAGGGCGCGCCCGCGCUCAAUUUUCCACCCAACGACCUGUGCCGCCAGAAGAUGUCUGAGAUAGUCAUCGAUAUGGUGGACCGGGACAUGCUCUAGGCCACACUGCAGACGAAACGGAACGCUUGCUGUCUGCCCAAAACAUCAACUACCAAUAAUAAACCAGCUCAGAUAGCGUGCUCCAGUUGAUUCUCACUUAACCCUUAGUUAUAUGCAAGUUAGUAAAUAUUACCAUUAGCAUAGCAAGACUUUGUACGUUUAGGGUACCCCCGCUACCUUUAUGUUAUGUUUAUGUAGCAGCCAAUUCCACGGCCCUGCGACCCAGUUAACACUUGCCCUUAAGAUUCACUUAUUUUUCUUAGUUUUAGUUUUAACUGCUAGAUGAGAAAACCAACCGAGGCCAAUAUAGAAUAGAAUUAGAAUUUGUAUUUUUUGUUUCAGUUUUUAAUUUUUGGUUCCCGUUUUCGUUUACAAACGAACUCUGCUGAAUUGGCAAAAUUACUGUUUCGGUUUGGAAAAGCAAAAUUUCCAUUACGAUAAUCUAAUCGAUAUGGAAUUGGGCACAGGGCCUUAACAUUCGACAGGAAUUGUGAAAAUAUUUGAUCUAGCCGUAGCUAAAUUUAGCAAAACAUAUGUUGAAAUUAGCCUAAAGAACCGAGACAAUAGAAAGCUUGUCUAGGCGUAUUGUGUUUUUCUAAAGUAUUCUUUACACAAAGUAAUAAACAAUAAAUGAAGGGUAUGCGUUGCCUUAACUUA
Molecule: messenger RNA, 2176 nt
Organism: Drosophila elegans
Lineage: Eukaryota; Metazoa; Arthropoda; Insecta; Diptera; Drosophilidae
Exons: 5
Coding region: 194-1519 (441 amino acids)
Source: RefSeq, a predicted model, not a curated record